AGACCACGUGUGUAGUGCCCUGUUGCAAUCAUUCUAAUGCUGGCAACACCCUAUCUUUUUCUCUAACAAUCUAACUUUCCUUCAAAAACAACUUAUAACACACAGCCUCUUUCUCUCUUUCUCUCUCUCUCUCUCGCUCGCUGUAUCUGUGAAAAUUUUUGGGGUUUGAAGAAAUGUUAGUUUUAAUGGGUUUGAUUGGGUCUUUCUUGCUGUUGCUGUUGUUCUUCUUCUUCGACUUGCUCUCUUUCUCUCUCAUAGUUUUUCCUCAGUUUGUGGGAAGCAGUGGUUUUAAUAAGUAGCAGUAGAUUUGAAGUUCCCAACUUUAACGAUUGAAGGGAAGUGCAAAUUAAUAAUAAUAAAAGAGAAAGUUAACCUGAAAAAGAUUCAAAUUUUUUAAGAGAAAGAGAAGUGAAAGAUCAAAAUUUUGAUGAUAACUACCAAAGUACAAAACUAUUUGUCUGAGAGUGAGGUUUGAAGAAGAGGUGAUCUUUGUUGUCAAUACCCCCUUUGCCUAAUUUAGCAAUCUUGGUGAUAUUUGACUGCUUUGAAUACCCACAUCAAAUCAAGUUUCCAAAAAGACACCAAAAGACACAAAUAAAGAGUCAUUUGGACCCAUUAGUUUCUUUUUUAAUUGUUUUUUUCCUCCCUUCUCCUUCUCCUUCUUCUUCUUCUUCUUCUUCUUCAGAUUUCUUUAACACACUUUAAACACUUGUCUCUCUCUCUCUCUGUGUUAGCAGUUAGGAAGCAAAUUAGUUGCAUUUGCAUGCACUUUUUUUUUAAAAAAAAUAGAAACGUUGGUAAUGGCUGAUCAAGGUGGACAUAGUGUAAUAAGAGAUUAUAGGAAAGGAAAUUGGACAGUAAGUGAGACAAUGGUGUUGAUUGAAGCAAAAAGAAUGGAUGAUGAAAGAAGAAUGAAGAGAAGUAGUGAUAGUGAAGGAAGAGGCAAACCAGCAGAGCUUAGAUGGAAAUGGGUAGAAGAUUAUUGCUGGAGAAAAGGAUGUUUAAGGAGUCAAAACCAGUGCAAUGACAAAUGGGAUAAUCUUAUGAGAGAUUAUAAGAAAAUCAGAGAUUAUGAAAGAAGAAUAGCUGAAAAAGGAGAUGGAAAUGAAGCUUCAUAUUGGAAGCUUGAAAAAAAUGAAAGAAAAGAGAAGAACUUGCCUAGUAAUAUGUUACUCGACGUUUAUGAAGCUUUAGUGGAGGUGGUGGAGAGAAGAGGAGCGCAAAGAAUGGUUACUACUACUAUUGGCGGCGGUGGAGGUGGUGGGUCAGCUUCUUCCAAUCAGAAUGUAAGUUAUAUGGUAGAAAGACCCAUUAGUAGUGUUCAUCAUCCUUCAUUGCCUCCUCUUAUGCAACAUCAAGACUCACCAUCAGUUCCAAUGCCAGUAUUACCUCUACCACCGCAGCCGCCGCCACCUCCUCCUAUGAUAUACUCUCAGCCAUCGCCAGCAGUAGAUUCUGAUACAAGUCAUGAGCAUUCAGACUCACCGGCAAAGAGGAGGAGGAGGAAAAUCGGAGGAGAAGGCAGUGGCGGGACUGGCACCGCCGGGGAAAGCACAUCAUCAGAUGAAGUGGGAAGUGCUAUAGCUAAAAGCGCUUCCAUUAUUGCUGAAGCCAUUGAGGCAUGUGAGGAAAGAAAAGAGAGAAGACAUAGAGAUCUGUUGAGUUUGCAUGAAAGAAGACUAAAGAUUGAAGAAUCGAACACAGAGAUUAACAGACAAGGCAUUAAUGCCUUGGUUGAUGCCAUUAACAAUCUAGCUAAUUCUAUCCUUGCUUUGGCUUCUCAUAAUAAGACUCCUAAAUAAACUAUUUUUAUUUAUAUUUCUUCCAAUAUUAAUUAAAUCUUAUUUUUUAUAAUUAA
Messenger RNA from Jatropha curcas, 1858 nucleotides. RefSeq lists its product as uncharacterized. Lineage: Eukaryota; Viridiplantae; Streptophyta; Magnoliopsida; Malpighiales; Euphorbiaceae. The record is from RefSeq and is a predicted model, not a curated record.